GAAUGCAUAGAUCAGCCUCCGUAGCUCAAACUGGCCGCAGGACUGACCUAGCAUCGCAUUAGAUAGAUCCAUUAUUCCGGGUUAGUCUGAUCGAACAGAGUGGUAUAUACAAACGUGUAUAGCAGUGCGCAGCAGUCACUGACACUGACACUGAUACACAGUGCUCUGAGAGUUGUUAUCAUUUCUGGACCAGGAAGAUUUAUUGGAGCUGGCAGUUAAGACCAAGAUUUCAACUAUAUCAAGAACAGAGCAUUCCAAUCAACCAACUCAGCUGUUAAACAAUAGAGUCACAUGUGCCGUGUUGGGGAGGCAAGUGGCUGGCGUGAAUGAGACCUAAUCGAUUGCUGCACGGAGAAACGGUGAAUGGGGCCAAGAUGCUGCAUGUCUUGUCCAAAAUGCCGUAUAAGCCCACUGGUUUCAGGAUAGCACAAGUGUUUACGUCAGAUCGCUGCUAAGAUCAUUUACAUGUUUACUGUUCCUGCCAUUCCGAUGUUAUAGGCUAUCUGCAGAUUGUAUCAGGUUUUACAUGGCUCUAACGUUCACCUCUGUAAUACGUCAGAUAUUCCCAGCGCUGUGCGAAACGUAUUUGCAGUGGUGGUGAUCCAGGAUAAGUUCAUUCCCAUCUCGACGCGCUAAAUUGGCCGUGAUGUUACAGAAGCUUUGGGAAAUCGUUUUUUAAUCGACAACAAAUCCAGAGACUGUGAUAUUUUUCAUCUUGACAUCGGUUGUGUUUAAGGGUAACAGUGCCAAAAAUGUCUACCAUUAGGCGAGCUUACAUGGAGAUUUCUAACGGCAUACGGGGACUGAGGCUGCAUAGGGAGCAGACUAAAUCUCUGGAAACACAGGCUGUCCCAUCUACUUCUAACAAAGAUAACGUCACAAAGAGUAAUGGUUCACUAGCCAACGCCGUACUCGGUCGACAGGUGCGAGGACAUAGGGUAUCGGCCAGACUGAAAGCAAUGCUGCAAGCCCAUGCGAAAAAUGCCGCAAAAUCCGUUCAAGAACUUUGGAUUAAUGAAGCUUUUCUGUUAAAAUUUUUUUGGUAUUUCUCCAUAGAAGAGAGAGUAUCUAUUGCUUGUGUGUGCAAAAGGUGGAGAGACAUUUUAUACCAAAAUAUUUUUUGGAUGGACAUUAUGCCCGUGCUGAACUGUAAAAAAUGGCACCGAGAUGGUGCUGACAGGGCACGUUUUUACCGAAGCUUAGAAUCUAGAGGAUUUGAUUCAAUAUGCUUCGUUGCUGCGGCGGAUGCAGAUGUUGCUGACUUUGUUAACAACUACCAGGGCUGCAGAAAAACGAUACGCUCCGUAAGUGUUCGCUGUUCGAACGUCACCGACGCCGGACUGGACAUGAUGUUUAAGAAGAUGGCCUGUAUAUAUCGGUUAGAGUUGUCGGGCUGUAAUGACAUCACUGAGACAGGGUUGUGGUCCAUCCUCAACCCUAAGAUUGUGUCCCUAAGUGUUAGUGACUGUAUUAACGUUGCCGAUGACACUCUCGGUGCCAUCUCCCAACUCUUGCCGUCUCUGUGCGAGCUGAACUUACAGGCAUAUCACGUCACCGAUACAGCGCUGUCCUUCUUCAGCGCCAAGCAAAGCUAUACGGUUGGUGUACUGAGACUGCGGUCCUGUUGGGAAAUCACAAAUCACGGCAUUGUAAACAUUGUCCAUUCCCUUCCCAACCUCACUAUCCUCAGUCUGUCCGGCUGUAGCAAGAUCUCAGACGACGGAGUCGAGCUAAUCUCCGAGAACCUGAAGAAGUUACGGAUUCUGGACCUCUCCUGGUGCCCCAAGCUGUCCGAUGCUUCCCUGGAGUACAUAGCCUGUGAUCUAGGACAGCUGGAAGAACUCGUGCUGGACAGGUGUAACCACAUUACAGACAUAGGCGUAGGUUACCUGUCCACGAUGACGUCACUGCUGAAGCUCUAUUUGCGCUGGUGUACUCAAAUCCGUGACUUUGGUCUUCAGCACGUGUAUUCCAUGAAGCAUCUUAGAGUUCUUUCGGUGGCAGGCUGUUGUCUCCUCUCCAGCCACGGUCUCUCUGGACUGGUCUCACUUCGUUACCUGGAGGAGCUUGAGCUUACAAACUGUCCCGGUGCUACACCAGACGUCUGUCAGUACCUGAAGGAAAACAAUCCUCGCUGCCUAGUGCUCGAAUGAUGGGAACGGCUGCUAUAAUACGCUGAUAUCUGGAUUAUCGCGAUUUUACUAAAAUGUUACUACAGUUGGAAACAUCCCGAAUAGCCUAACACGCCUUGUUUGAUGUGAUGGAGUAACGUAAUGCCCGAACUUACAAGUUGAGAGUAGCGUGAGAAAUGACAUGAUCAACGUCACUAAAGGAAUGACGUGAAGAGGGACAAUGAGAGUGAUGUCAGAAGUAAUGUGAGGAAUAACGUACAUGUAUUAGCAGUGACAUUUUAGAAGUUACGUGAGGGGGGUGUGAAAUUGCGUGACGCGGGUUGUGACGAGAAGAGUGAUGAGACACCUGACUUUGAGAUGUAAGAUGAGGAACACAAUGUGGUUGUCGUGACUGCAUUCGUGACUGAAAAAAAUAUGUAUGUGACGAUAUUCAGUGCGACAUUGUUUCAGUAUUUCAGUGUGCUUAGAUACUGUGAAUUUCUUGAAAAGAGCAGAAACUGAGUGGAGUAUUAAACACAAGAGGCUGAUGUUUACAUAUCUGUGUGUAAUGCAGGGGAAGAGAAUAUUCUUCAUUUGUGUGAAUAACAAUCAAGGUGUAAUAAUGUACACCUCUUCUUCAACUCAUCACUCCGAUAUUCCAGACGUGAACUGUAGACCAGAAUAAAUCUCUAGAGCGUUUUCAUUGACAAAAACUUGACCAAUGUUUGGAAGGGCUGUUGUGAUGUUAAACUAUACCUCAGGAAUUUUGGUCCCUUAAUUGUUACAUAGCUUUGUGUUACAAACACUGCGUGAACCUCUUUAUGUUGUGAUAUGGAUUUGACCA
Liolophura sinensis is the source of this 2955-nucleotide messenger RNA. RefSeq names its product F-box/LRR-repeat protein 16-like. Gene Ontology annotation, biological process: SCF-dependent proteasomal ubiquitin-dependent protein catabolic process. Gene Ontology annotation, cellular component: SCF ubiquitin ligase complex. The coding region runs from base 753 to 2153 and encodes 466 amino acids. The record is from RefSeq and is a predicted model, not a curated record. NCBI's taxonomy places the organism in Eukaryota, Metazoa, Mollusca, Polyplacophora, Chitonida, Chitonidae. The transcript is spliced from 3 exons. Gene Ontology annotation, molecular function: protein binding.